CGUUGAACAUCAGGCGGCCCAGGGUAGUGUGGGCGCGCCAGGGGGCUAUGUGGUGACAUACGGGGUGUAUGCUGGAUGAUGAGAACUCGCUGAUGUGGCAUAUUAAGCCGAGGUGGAACCGCAUUCUGUUGUUGGUUGUGUUAAGGCAAGGACCGGUCAUCAUAAUUGCACAUCGGGUUACCAGUGAGAAAUCUGUGGUUGGGGGCAGCAUUUAUAAGGUUCUCCUGACGGAUUACCUAAGGUGCCUACCUGCAGAGGUAAGGACCAAGCUGGUUGACGAGGCCUAUGUCGAACAGCACACCUUCGCUUCUUUUAGUAAGAAAGCUCUGGACAUAGAGRCAAAGYUGGGGUCUGSKCAUAAGGUAUCUCAUGAUGGUAGGAAGAGACUACCCCAGGACUGGAAGAAGAAAGGUCAGUUAAUGUUCGUUGACCAUGAUGGUCAAACGACGGAGAUUGACGAAUUCCCAGACCUAGGGGAGUUGAGUCAAUUGACAGAGCAAGAUGGGGCCAACGAGACUUCGGGUGGGGGAGUCGUGGCGCCCAUCAAGGAAAAGGCUAGGGGGACCGGGAAGAAGAAGGUAGGACGGUCCACGGGUGACGGAGACCAAGGGACACCCGCAUGGGUGAAGCUUGGUUUGGAUUAUGAGGUGUGGAGGGACCGAGUUGCUAGGGGCACUUGCAUGAACUGUGGCAAUUAUGGCCACACGUCGCGCGUGGUAGAAAGGGAGGUUGUCCAUGCGAUAGAGGUUGUCCCAGGUAGCAAAGUGCCUAGAGGGCGAAUCUAUAGGAUGUCUCCUGCGGAGUUAGACGAGCUUUGCCGCCAGCUCAAGGAGCUCACAGAGAAGGGAUGGAUACGGCCUAGUACCUCCCCUUACGGUUCGCCAGUCUUAUUUGUCCCAAAGAAGGGAGGUCCAUUAAGGAUGUGCAUUGACUAUAGGAGCCUCAAUGCCAUCACCGUUAAGAAUGCGAAACUCCUACCCCGCAUUGACGACCUCUUGGACAGAGUGCAGGGAUGCUGGUACUUCACAAAGAUAGAUCUGAAGUCCGGAUACGAUCAAAUUGCCGUUAGGCCCGAGGACCAACACAAAACCGCAUUUCAGACCAGGUACGGUCUGUACGAGUUUGUGGUGAUGCUAUGCAAUGCACCUGGUACGUUCCAACACGCGAUGAACCGGAUAUUUUAUGAGUACUUGGACAAGUUUAUCGUCGUGUACCUCGACAAUAUUCUUAUCUUUAGUAGGACUGUAGAGGAGCACGCUGAGCACUUGAAAAUAGUGCUAGGUCUCCUAAGACAGCACCAGUACAAGGUAAACUUGGAUAAAUGCGAGUUUGGUCACACGAAGAUCUUGUACUUGGGUCAUGAAAUUUCAGCAGAUGGAUUGAGGUUUGGUCGCACCAAGAUCUUGUACUUGGGUCAUGAAAUUUCAGCAGAUGGAUUGAGGCCGGAAGAUGCGAAGGUGGCCAGCAUACGUGACUGGCCCAGACCUCAGACUGUUACUGAGGUCAGAUCGUUUUUGGGGAUGACGGGCUAUUAUCACCCGUUUGUAAAGAACUAUAGUACUACAGCUUCCCCAUUAACGGAUCUAACUCGACUUGACACCCCUUGGGCGUGGACUGAAGAGUGUGAGGCAAGCUUCAAGAAAUUGAAGUAUGCUCUGACACACUAUGAAGUUCUCAAACUUCCGGAUCCUGACAAGCCAUUCGCCGUGACCACAAACGCUAGCCAAUAUGGCAUAGGCGCGGUCCUUGCGCAACAAGAAGGGCCCAAGUUGAGACCGAUCGAGUACAUGAGUAAAAAGAUGCCUUCUCAAAAGUUGGCUAAGUCCACUUAUGAGAGAGAGUUCUACGCCCUGUACCGAGCGCUAGUUCAUUGGAGACACUACCUCCUAGGAAGAUUCUUCUAUGUGAGGUCGGACCAUGAGACUUUGCGUUGGAUUAAGACACAACCUGUGUUGUCGGACGCACUCAAGAGAUGGAUUCAAGUGAUAGACAUGUAUGACUAUCAACUUGACCCUAUCAAGGGUACGUACAACAAGGUGGCUGAUGUCUGGGGGCACUAGUAACAGAGAUUGGCAUAUCUAGCGAUUUGACUCGAUCAUUGGUGGAUGCCUAUCAGCAAGAUCCAGUUAUGUCCGAGAUCAUUCGUAGAUUCAAGGCAAAGGAUAAAACGACUUUGGGCGA
This is a messenger RNA of Chara braunii, 2181 nucleotides long. Lineage: Eukaryota; Viridiplantae; Streptophyta; Charophyceae; Charales; Characeae. The record is from the annotation of a GenBank genome assembly.